Molecule: messenger RNA, 2547 nt
Organism: Exophiala viscosa
Lineage: Eukaryota; Fungi; Ascomycota; Eurotiomycetes; Chaetothyriales; Herpotrichiellaceae
Exons: 2
Coding region: 1-2547 (848 amino acids)
Source: RefSeq, a predicted model, not a curated record
AUGGACCAAUAUCAAGGUCGUUCAUCGGCCCGAGUUCUACCUGGGGAAGCCGUUGGAGACGACGUUGGGUUACUCAGUGGUAAGGAUGAUCAAGUCGAAAGCACAACAACGACUGCCAUGGAGCCUCUAUCCCAUCCCCGAGGUCGGCAUUCAAGAGGAAGUUCUCGUGAAGAACGAUUGCGAUCCAUUGAUGAAAGCGACAGCAUGCGGGACACUGGAUACGAACUCGUGGAGCCUCCAACUCCUGCGAAGCCUCGCACUCUGAUUCCGGGCCCUUCCAGCGCCUCUUCCAUGCUCAGGAGAUUAACCACCAAAUAUGCGCCCAUAUCACGUCCGCGAUUUCGAUCCAACAAACGAUCCAAAGGUCGCGCAUACGCGACGUUAGGCGAUGCCGACGGCGAUCAGCCUGCCGCAGACAUUUCUACACUCACGGGUCUGGGCUGGGAGAUGAACGACAUGUCAAACCCUGAUGCGACCGGCCUUGGAGACAGUGAUACACGAUAUGUGCCACCAACACCAUCCAGUCGCAAACCCGACUUUCGCAGCUUCGUGGAUAAACGCCGCUCAGUGGGCGAAGGCAUGAGGGAUAUUGGUGUUCAGCUUAAACGCGACCCCACAAAGGUGGUAAGAAGACCGACUGAUGACGCGCAAAGCAGUCAGAGUGCAGAAGUUCAAGUCGAUCGAGCCAAGACUGUGAAGAAGUUUGGGCAGAAUCUGGCACAAGAGAAGAAAACCAUUGUCGAAAUCGAGGAAGUGGUUGAUCUAAGUUCAUUGGAGGGCGGGCAACCAGACAAUCGAGCAAGUCGAGGAUUUGACAUGAGGCAGAGCUUUAUGCCGCAAGAGACCAAGAGCUACUACUUUCCCGAAGAUCCAGAUGUCCCCAACUGGAAACCGUUCUCCAUGAGCAGCAUCUACAUCCUCUCCUUGAUGGCACUUGCUCUAUUUCUGGCUGGGAUACAAGAGUAUGUCUGCCAGAGAUCCAUCAAGCGUGCGGCCGAAAACAGUGGGCUUCUGGCGUUCAAUGAAGUCAGCCAGAUUUCCACGCCAGACUUCUUCGCUUGGAAAUAUCUCCCUACCAUGGUGACCAUCAUUUAUGCUGUCAUGUUCUCCAUCAUGGACUUUGAUAUCCGACGACUUGAACCUUUCUACCAGCUUUCACGACUCGAUGGCGCCCGAGCAUCAGCCAGCCUCAACCUCGAUCACUUGACCAUGUUCCAAUACUUCGUUCCGUUCAAGGCCUUUCAACUGAAGCAGUAUGCGGUCUUGUUUUCCGCCACCGGAAACAUCAUCGCAUCUAUGGUGGGCCCUUCUUUACAGAAUCCGUCACUCAAUAUGUACAACAAUCCGAAAUGUCCUAAUGGAGAAUGUCCUCCACACACGGACGAGAAGGCCUAUUGGGUUCGGACCUCUACAACCUGGUCUCGAAUCCUGUCUGGGAGUUACUUGGUCGUGGCUCUUAUCCUCGUCAUUCUGUUCGUCCAAUUACGCCGAAAAUCUGGCUUACUCAGUGACCCGAAAGGGAUCGCCGGCAUCGCAUCCAUGGCGACCAAAUCGCAUAUCUUGCAGGAUUUCGCCGGAAUGGACAUGGCCACCCGUGGGAAGAUUCACAGGAGGCUUCAGCAUCGCCGCUAUGUGCUGUACAAAUCGUCAAUCUGGCAGGGAGAGUGGACUGCGACGCAGGAACCUCCUCAAGACAGUGAGAGCAGGCUAAGCAGCCCACACCCUGUCAUGCUCAGGCUGAAGGCAGGAAUCCCGUUUCUGCUUCUGAUGGUCUUCUGCUUGAUUACGAUACCGGUCAUCACUUUGACCAAUGCCAGGGUCGUGCCAAAUGCGGUGCCAUGGCUUCCCAUUGUCAUUGCGACUGCUUUGAAAUUGUUGUUCAGCACGUUUGAAGCCGACGUUCGUCUCAUGGAACCAUUCUACCAAUUGUCAAAGGGUAGAGCGAGACCCGAAAACAGUCUGACACUCGACUAUCAGGCGACAGUGUAUGGUUGGAUGCCCUUCAAGGCCCUGUGGAACCGACAUUACAUUGUGGCGUUGGUGGGAUUUUCUUCAGUCAUUCUGGAUGUCCUGACCGUGACAGUGGGUUCAUUUUCGGUCAACUCGGAAGUGUUUCUGAACCUGAAAAAGAAGCGCAAGGGUGAGUCCAACGGCGACGAGACUUUUGUGUCUUUUUGGGUAUCACUUGUCCUCUCUGUGAGCAUACUCCUGGUGGUUAUUGCGACCACAAUAUUGGUAUAUGUUCGACGACGGCAUCCAUUCCUACCACGAGAGCCUUCGACGAUUGCGGCGGUGAUAGCAUUCAUCUAUGCCAGCAAUAUGCUUACCGACUUCAUUGACACUGAAACUCUGAACAACAAGCAGAUGGAACAGAGGCUGAUUGGGCUGGGCAAGAGGUAUGGCCUUGGGUGGUUCAAAGGACGAGAUGGGCAAAUGCAUUGCGCUAUCGACGAAGAACCCAUGAGGAGCAAAUAUGUGCACGGCAAGCCAUAUACAAUGGCGCAGGCAGGACCCUUGCAGUCACAUGAGACAUUUGCUUUUGUAUAG